AUGGAAGAAAUAAUGGAAAUCGUGAAAGUUGAGGAUGCGGUGUUGAUGAGAGAUGCCAGUUUAGAAAAUUUAUUUGAUCCAAAUAACUCACAAAAAACUAUUAUAAUGUCUGCUGAACAAGAGUCUAAUGAUAUGCAAGUAAUUACUCAUGGUGGACAAAUUAUACAAAUUAUAACAGAUUAUGAAUGUGUAACAUGUCACCGUGUCUUUCAAUCAGAAGAUAUGCUAAAAGAACAUCUAGAUAUGUGUAGAGAAGAGGAUGAUUCUAAUAUAUUGCAAUUAAAAGAUGAUAAUUAUGACUCAGAAGAAGAAGAAGAGAGAGAAGAUAGUCCAGAUUAUGUUGUUAAUUCUAAUAAAAAAAAUAACAAUGAUAAACCGAAAAUUACACCUGUACCUGAUACUCAAUGUCAUUGUUGUGCUGAAGAUUUAAGUACUGCACAUAGUGGUGGUGAAUUUGUAUGUCCAAUGUGUGAUGUUCCAUUUAAAAAAAAAUCAUCCCUGGAUAGGCACUGUAUAGUAAUUCACUGGCAGUGUGAGUUUAUUUUUUGUGAGAAAUGUGGAGAAUCAUUUCGUAAUAAAAAAUCAUUAAAUAAACAUCGUUAUACCACACAUGCGGAUAGAAAAAUUUUUAGAUGUGAGGAAUGUGAUACUUAUUUUUCUCGAGCCUAUCAUUUAAAUCGUCAUAUAAUGCAGUCAGGUUGUCAUGGAAACAUUGUUAAUAGAUAUGGUUGUCAAGUUUGUAAAAAAAUAUUUACGCGUAAGGAUAAUUUACGUGAACAUUUACGUACUCAUGCUGGAACUCCUAAAAGGCGAAAGAAACCUUGUAAAUAUUGUCCUAAGGAGUUUUUUAGUAAUCAGCAGUUGUUAAUUCACGAACGUGUGCACACAGGAGAACGACCAGUUCACUGUGAUUUAUGUCCGAAGACAUUUUUAUCUUCUCUCGCAUUAAAAAAACAUAGACGCGUGCACACGGGAGAAAAACCAUUUGAAUGUAAAUUUUGUCAGAAGAAGUUUGCUGCUUGGGAAACUUUGAAUCGUCAUCAGAGAACACAUACUGGCGAAAAGCCUCAUGUUUGUCAAUACUGUCAUAAAUCAUUUAUUCAGGCUUCUCAAUUGAGAGCACAUAUAUUUCACCAUACUGGUGAAAAUGGUUUCUAUUGUGAUGUAUGUGGAAAAGUAUUUAAUAGGAAAGCUCGUUUAAAUGUUCACAAAAAGUUUGUCCAUGAAGGAGCAACGCCAUUUGCAUGUACAAUGUGUGACAAGAGAUUUAUAAGAAGAGAGGGUCUUCUUAAACAUGCAUCACUUCAUACAGGAAUUAAACCAUUUAAAUGUGAUAAAUGUGUAAAAGCAUUCUCCACGAAAUCUUCUUUGCAAGCUCACUUGAAUACUCAUAGGCGAGAACCGCCGCAAUCAUGUGUUGAAUGCAAUAGAGUUUUCAUUCGAUUAGAUUGUUUAAUGAGACACAUAAAAGCAAAACAUCGUGAAUUAUUGGAAGAUGUAAUGCAUGAAGUCGAAAACAAACAUUUACAAACACAAUUGUGUAAUAUUACUAUGAUUGCUGCAGAGAAAAAAAAGAAUGGAGAAUCAAAAAAACUUUCUACUGAUGAAUUGUUGGAAGCUAUUUCGGAUCUUUUGAAAAUAUUAAUUGAUGAUGAAACCCUUCAGUUUUUCGGCUGGCCUGACGCUCCUAUUCAAGAUAUUUUGGAAGCUGUAAUUAGAAGAUGUGGACACCAACCAUUAACGUCAGAAAGUAAUUCCCUUUUAACUGAAAGAUUGCGAGAAAACAUAAAACUUUUGUUUAUGGUUGUUAUAGAAGAUGAUACAGUGAAAUCUCUUUUAACAACAAACACAGUAGAUGAUGUUAUUGUACAUGUUUUAAAACUUUCAAAGGAAUGUACAACAAAUUCAUAG
Habropoda laboriosa is the source of this 1911-nucleotide messenger RNA. RefSeq names its product gastrula zinc finger protein XlCGF57.1-like. The record is from RefSeq and is a predicted model, not a curated record. The transcript has 11 exons. NCBI's taxonomy places the organism in Eukaryota, Metazoa, Arthropoda, Insecta, Hymenoptera, Apidae. Bases 1 to 1911 code for a protein of 636 amino acids.